Lottia gigantea (owl limpet) is the source of this 924-nucleotide messenger RNA. RefSeq lists its product as hypothetical. NCBI's taxonomy places the organism in Eukaryota, Metazoa, Mollusca, Gastropoda, Lottiidae. The coding region runs from base 1 to 924 and encodes 307 amino acids. The record is from RefSeq and is a predicted model, not a curated record. The transcript has a single exon.
AUGUCUAAAUCCAAAGUAAGUAAACAUCAGAUUUUAGAAGAACUACAAAUUGGUAUGGCAGUGAGAAACACUGUUAGAAAUAUGGCUUACAAUCUAGAAAAUGUUAUCACAAAUUUACACGGAAUAGUUGGUGAUCUUCACGUGUUGGUGACCCAGAUUGACAGCGUAGCUGAUAAAAUAGACCGACCAAUCAAGAAUGGUUUCAAAAAGCCAGAAAAUGGCCUGCGAUAUAUGCUUACUCCAAUCAACGGAAGCUCGGAAAGUGUGUCGUCAAAGGGUGUCGUAUCUAACAACAUACAACAUUGGCAGGAUCUGAUAGAAACUUGUGAGAACCAGGAAUUUUCACCAGAUUUAGACUGGUCAUAUCUUGGACUCUCUGAAGAUUCGAAAGCCCCGUCUUUCCAACAACCAUCGAAACCACAGUUGCAAUGUUCGAUAUUCAAUGAUAGUGCAUGUUUUCCUGCAUCCACUAGCCUCCUUGAACCAUGUCAAAUAACAACAUCUACUGACAUAGACACUGAUAGUAUUUGUUCAUUAAUUGUUGUGCCUUAUGACGGCUCUUAUGAAAAAGCAGUUGAUGAUGUUUUGGAAAAUUUGGAUGGCGAAGAUGAUGAAAGUGAUUUUUCAGAUACAGAAACUUCAUCAGAUGCUCUCACUGCAUCCUAUACAUCAUCGACACAUUCCAAUGAAUCGUCAGUUUCUUCUAUAGAAUACCAAGCUGUAUAUAAUAGACACAUGAAUCCUUGGACAUGCUACAGUUCGGUUGUUAAUCCCCUGGAUCCCGUGGAUAUCGGUUCAUGUACACUCGAUUCUAAGGACUCAUUCAAUGUGGAUGACAUUCUCAAUGACAAUUAUCUAGAAUCUAAAUAUUUUGCACAUCGACUGGACGAGAAUAUCUCUAAUGUUGUGAUUUUCAAUCAAUAA